GCAGAGGAGCGACACACCUGUAUAAAAGCAGACUCCAGCUCACUGGAUGUGGAUGAAGAGCAGCUGAGCCACUUUGCGCAUGGAGCUUCUAGGUGUUGUCUCCUGCAGUGCGCGCAGCAGAACGCAGCAGGUGUGAGUCCAGGUACUCAACUUUAAAACAUGGAUGACGUCAUAUUCAACCACAGCACUUUAGCUGUGAACAACCGGAGCUCACCUGGACAUGAUGACAAGUUCAGUUUCGAGGACAUCGACGUGAGCGCGGACGGCACCCCCAUCCUGCGGAUCCUCAUCUCCGUGGUGUACUCCGUGGUGUGCGCGGUGGGUCUGGUGGGCAACCUGCUCGUGUUCUUCCUCAUGAGGUUGCGACAGGUUCGUAAGAAGUCCACCAUCAACGUCUUCAUCAUCAACCUGGCCGUGACGGACUUCCAGUUCGUGCUCACGCUGCCCUUCUGGGCCGUGGACACCGCGCUGGACUUCAGCUGGCCGUUUGGAGACGCCAUGUGUAAGAUCAUCCUGUCGGUCACCGUGAUGAACAUGUACGCCAGCGUGUUCUUCCUCACCGCCAUGAGCGUCACCCGCUACUGGUCCGUCGCCUCGGCUCUCAAGAAGAAGACGCACAGCAGGUCUCGGUGCGUAAAGUGGGUGUGCGCGGUGCUGUGGGUGUUUGCGACUCUGGCCACAGCUCCGACCACUAUCUUCUCCACCGUGACUGAGGUGGCUGGAGAAAAACUCUGCCUCCUCAAGUUCCCAGAGGGACACGACUGGCUGGCGCUCUAUCACAUCCAGAAGAUCCUCAUAGCCUUCAUCAUCCCGUUCCUCAUCGUCUCCGUCCACUACCUGAUGCUGCUGCGCUUCGUGAGACUCAGGAGCAUGGGCAGCAGGAGCAACCCCAAACGGAGGUCUAAAGUCACCAAAUCUGUCGCCAUUGUGGUGUUGAGCUUCUUCUGCUGCUGGAUGCCGAACCACGCCAUCACCUUCUGGGGCGUCUUGGUGAAGUUGAACGCGGUGGACUGGGAUAAGACCUAUUAUUUGGUGCACACGUACGUGUUCCCGGUUACGGUGUGCUUGGCGCAUGCGAACAGCUGCUUGAACCCGGUGCUGUACUGUCUGACGAGGCCGGAGAUCAGGAAGAUGCUCGGAGGCUUGUUCUGGAGAGUCUCCUCAGCUCCGACAUCCAACAACAACAAGAGCUGCGCAGCGAGGUACCUUACGCACGGAGAGACCCAGCAGGGAGUGGUUCCUCUCCAGAGUCUGGACAACGGAGACUACACGCUGUCCAUCAUAGACCGGAAAGGUUUACCGAGCAACAACAUGAUCCCAUACGCCCAGUAACUUCAGCCUGGUGAAACACAGACCUCCACAGCUGCUGCUUUGUAUUGCUCUGGUUGUCCACCUGUAACUGUCAUGACUCGUGCGUAAUGCUCCAGUGGCGGCUGGUGGACAUUUUUCUAGGUAUAGGGCUGUUCCACAUCCAAUCAAUUUCAGCAAACAUCCUGGUAUGAUUUAAUGCAAAAAAAAA
This is a messenger RNA of Sebastes umbrosus (honeycomb rockfish), 1519 nucleotides long. RefSeq names its product relaxin-3 receptor 1-like. Gene Ontology annotation, biological process: immune response; G protein-coupled receptor signaling pathway. NCBI's taxonomy places the organism in Eukaryota, Metazoa, Chordata, Actinopteri, Perciformes, Sebastidae. Gene Ontology annotation, cellular component: membrane. The record is from RefSeq and is a predicted model, not a curated record. The coding region runs from base 160 to 1332 and encodes 390 amino acids. The transcript has a single exon. Gene Ontology annotation, molecular function: G protein-coupled receptor activity.